AUGUUCACUAAAAGCAAAGCAAGCAUUACAAGCCUAGCGCAGGGGGCGUUAACAUUUGUUCGUUUCAAAAGACAAUCCACCGGAGCCAAUCAACUAAACGCAUCAACACAAAAGAUAGUCAAUCAAUUAUCAGUAUUAUCAGCCAGUAGGAAGCAGCCACAGCUAUUAAAACUAUGCAACGAAGAUUUAAUCAAGCACAGAACGAUUAUGAAUGCAUGGAAAUUGCUCCAACGUAAGAAACAACAAAAGCAACAGCAUCAAUUGGACUUGCAAUACAAGAGUAUACGUAAUGCCAUGGAAGAUUUGAAACAGACUAGUCCUGAAUUGUUUGAGAUGGCCAAUGCAAAGAGCAAAUUGAGAUUUACCACGUUCCCUAUUGAAAUGAGAGUUCCUACGGAUUACCCACCUACGAAACCAUGGGUAUAUGCUUAUUCGUCAAAGAAGUAA
Lodderomyces theae is the source of this 447-nucleotide messenger RNA. RefSeq names its product mitochondrial 54S ribosomal protein mL40. The transcript has a single exon. Gene Ontology annotation, biological process: mitochondrial translation. Bases 1 to 447 code for a protein of 148 amino acids. Lineage: Eukaryota; Fungi; Ascomycota; Pichiomycetes; Serinales; Debaryomycetaceae. The record is from RefSeq and is a predicted model, not a curated record. Gene Ontology annotation, molecular function: structural constituent of ribosome.